This is a messenger RNA of Ilyonectria robusta, 696 nucleotides long. RefSeq lists its product as uncharacterized. The coding region runs from base 1 to 696 and encodes 231 amino acids. The transcript is spliced from 2 exons. Lineage: Eukaryota; Fungi; Ascomycota; Sordariomycetes; Hypocreales; Nectriaceae. The record is from RefSeq and is a predicted model, not a curated record.
AUGUUCAAGAAACUAUCACUGAUUGCCCUUUUUUCACUGCGCACCUUUGCGCAGGGGGCACGUUGUAAUUGGAAUCUCACGGUGGCAUUCUUUGCCGAUGACCAGCAGGCAUCUUGCGACUCCAACGACACCUCAGAUGCCCUCGUCCUCACGACAUCUAGCAUUCCUACAGGCUUCACUUGCUUCAACCUCACUGACAUCUUCUCUCAAUCCAACGACACAGGGUUUCAAAAUGCCACAAGUCCAGUUUACGACCGGGACGGCGACGUGAUCCAACCGAACGGCAUCGACUGGCCCCUCCAGAAUCCUCAUUCCUUCGACUCCAAGGUGAACUACUCUCGGGUCUGGUACGAGCAAGUUAACCGAACGGGCGACAUGGAAGCUGGAGAAGAUGCUCUAUGGGUAUUUCACAUCUAUGCAUUCCUGGAUUGCCAGCAAAUUGUCGAUGGUGACAAUGUUGGCCAAGAUGACUCCCCUUGGUUCGAGACAAGUUGUCAGACCAACGAGGGUGGCCAAUGCCAGACGGUUCCAUACUCGAUCAAGAGUUUUGCUAUUAACUCGGCGGUGGAGUAUAACGAUCAGCAUGGGCAAUGCGAGGCAUGGGCGUACAAGGGAGGAGCAGCGAAGUUUGGUACUGAUAUUUCUAUAACUGUCCCAGCCUUGGCAUCUGUGGCAGCUCUCUUCCUCACGCUAUAG